AAUUUAACACGUUUAUCGUUCCAAUUCGUAGCAGCUGAUAUCGGAAAACUCUCAAGAGUCUCUGGACACCUUGGACCUAGCUCUAACGAACGUGAUCCAGAAUCUCAUAGAAAUCAAUGGAUCGAACGCAGCAUCGUCAAACUUCGAAAACUCGACCGGUGAAGCUACAGCCAAAGAAAUGGUUUUAAAAAAUGAGUCUGUAUUAAAUACUAUUACCGAAGAGCCAAACGCGGGAGCCUGUAGCGUAGAAACACAGAAUUCGGAGACGUUAAAAGCGACUAACGACAACUUGGACGAAUGUGUCGAAGUGGCCGUCUCCGAGCACGAAGAGCUGUUACCGGUUGUCGUCGACGAUUUCCAGAAGCCAGCGGAAGUGGACGGUGAGAAAGAAGAACUCCCAAGCUCGUCUGUGUCUCACGUCCCCACCGUAACUAGCCCAGCCAGCACGCAGCCUGUUUUCUCUAUUGGACCCUUCCCCCCGUCUACCGCAACACCUUCGAUCGUGAAAAUUGUCCAGUUCAGCGAGCCUCUGAUCGUUGGUCCGUCUAAUCCGUUUUCUGCUCCAGUGUUUGGUGUGCCGAUGUCGGACACAGACGAUCAUUUCGACGGCGUAUCGUUUUCCUCCUCGCUCGACUCGUCCGCAUUGGUCUCGCCAUUUUGUCAGGAGAGCGAGCCGAAAAGCCUCGAGAAACGCGGCACCAGGUCUAUGGAAAGCGUCAUCGACUCGGACAGCGUUUCCGUGGACUCGUCCUCGAGCUUGGAAACUGUCAAAGAGUUCCCUGCCGUGGAACCAGCGUCGUCGUCUUCUCCAGUCGAAGCGGAAAAGAAGGAAAACAUGGAGACACCGAAGAAAGAGGAAACUCCGAGGAAGUUGGAGACCAAGUCAGCUACGACGAAGACUAGAACGCCUGAAGAGGCUUUGGCAGCUAGGGAAGAUAGGCUGAAGAGACUAGAGGAGCAGGCCAAAUGGUUGAUGAACAAAAUGAAUGCCACCAGCAGAAGAGGGUCUGCGUUGAGCACCAGGCUGGAAGAAUUGCACGAGGCCUAUGGGGAACCUCCUGUACCGCCACCUAUGCCGGAUGUACUUCCCAGCCAGAGGUUGCGGACUAAUUUGGCGGAUCUACCUCGACAGGUACCUGAAUCAUCGCCCACCGAAGCUACUGAAAAUACUAUGAAAUCUGUCUCGGACAACAAUUCCAACGAAUCGUCGUCGAGUAAAGCGCCUUAGGAUGCCCAACAUUUUUAUUGUACAAAGGAAACACUGCUCGACGCGUUUAUUUUUGUCGUAGACGUAAACAUGUGUACGUAUCACUUUUUGAAAUACGCUGGCUCUCGUUGUGAAGAGGCUUCGCGUACUGCGAUGGAACAAAAUCUUUGGCUUUGGCGCAACAAUAAACUUAAGACACGACGUAGAAACAAAUCGAUUUUGUAAAAGGUCUACCUUGCGUUGUUUGCGCCCUCUUGCACGCUGAUUUUCACCGAUUUAAAAACUACUUUUCAUAACGAUAUUACUAAUUUUAAGGAAAAAGACUUUGAAAGCAUAUCAUGAAUUCAAAGCGAUUGACGUUUGUAAGUACUUUUAUCAUCAAUGUGCAAUUGUUUAUAUCGAUGUAAAUAAUCUCUCGUUGUUCCUAAUUGCGGAAAAGUAAAAUGUGAUUACUCACGAGUCCGUUCCUGUUUUGUACCUUCUACGAUUGUACCUACUAAUUUCUCUAUGCACAUAAAGAUUCGAUAAGCAUCA
Messenger RNA from Megalopta genalis, 1741 nucleotides. NCBI's taxonomy places the organism in Eukaryota, Metazoa, Arthropoda, Insecta, Hymenoptera, Halictidae. The record is from RefSeq and is a predicted model, not a curated record.